Trypanosoma rangeli is the source of this 315-nucleotide messenger RNA. RefSeq lists its product as uncharacterized. NCBI's taxonomy places the organism in Eukaryota, Euglenozoa, Kinetoplastea, Trypanosomatida, Trypanosomatidae. The transcript has a single exon. The record is from RefSeq and is a predicted model, not a curated record. The coding region runs from base 1 to 315 and encodes 104 amino acids.
AUGUUUCGUCGCGCUGUUGGGCCACAGGCCUCGCGAAUUUUGGCGAAGACAUCGAGUUCCGUCCGCUGCUUUACCAAUUAUGACCACAUGAAGUACCCUGUGGAUCGUCAGGCCUUUAUAUGUAUUCUUGGGUACUUUGUCGUUAUGUGGUUAAUUAUGGCACGCAAGGGCAGCAUGUUCACGAAGCGCUCUGAGUACAAGAAGGAGUACUUCCGCGUGUGGGCUCGUAAGCUCGGCACGGGCUACGAGUGGUCUGACGCAUGGGGACCACAGAUGGAUACGCUGUGGAAGAAUGUGCCAGACCGCGUGGAGUAG